Messenger RNA from Monoraphidium neglectum, 849 nucleotides. Its product is annotated as Photosystem II protein. The coding region runs from base 1 to 849 and encodes 282 amino acids. The record is from RefSeq and is a predicted model, not a curated record. NCBI's taxonomy places the organism in Eukaryota, Viridiplantae, Chlorophyta, Chlorophyceae, Sphaeropleales, Selenastraceae. The transcript has 9 exons.
AUGAUCUCCGCCGUCAACCGCCCCACCGCCCUUGCGCGCGGCACCGCCCGCCCCCGCGCGGGCGUUGCUGCCGUGGGCCUUGGCGCUCGCCGUGUCGUCCGUGUGCAGGCGCUGCCCGAUCCCUCGCGGAGCGACGAGGCUUUUGGUGAGGGCAAGACUAAGGACCUGACUGAUGUCAAGCCGCCGGCUUCCGUCAAGGACAUCGGCCCUGCUGUCCGCGAGGCCGCCCCCGUGAUGGCGCCAGCCUUUGAGGCCCCCCUCCUGCUGCCCACUUUCAGCCGCCGCCGCGAGAUCUUCGCCGGCCGCCUCGCCAUCGUCGGCUUCGCCGCCGUCGCCGCGUGGGAGAUCCUGACCCCAAGCCACCCCGGCAUCCUGAACAUCACCUCCUCCCUCACCGGUUGGUCUCUGGCCACCACCAAGCUGGUGUACUCUGCGUUUAUCGGUCACGGUCUGCUGGGCCUGAUCUGGCCUGGCUCGCCCACCUACUCCAGGGCUAACAUCAACGACUACAACAAGCGCCCCGAGGGCCCCCCGACUGCGGCGGUGAACCCGUUCACCAACCCCCAGAGGUUCUUUGGCACCAGCUCCUUCUGGGGCUACACCAAGAAGAAUGAGCUGUUCGUGGGCCGUAUGUCCAUGAUUGGCUUCUUCAUGGGCCUUGUCAACGAGAUGCAGAGCGGCCUGGGUCCCAUCGGUCAGGUGUCAUGGUGGCUGGGCAACAACUCACCCACCGAUGAGUUCUACAGCAAGGCUGCUAUGGCCAUCCUGGGCUUUGCUGCCCUGGUCACCAUCAUCGGCUAUGGCUCAGGCCGUGCCGGUACUGUUGAGGGUGAGGAGGAGAUCUUCUAA